AAUGGCUUUGCCGCGACACCUUAAAAAUGGAUUGACGCCUCUAGAGAUUGAAUUCUUGGCAGAGAAUGAGAUGAUUGAGAUUGCAGCUUCAAUUGACACAAAACAGGAUUUAGAAUUUCUUGCGGGUUCAGUACCGUCAUUAAAGCCCUUACAGUUGAAUAAAGUCCCGCUCUGGAUGGCAAUAACACUCAAGAAGAAACAGAAAUGCAACAUUAUGGUCCCAAAAUGGAUGACAGUUGAAUCAUUACAGCGCACGUUAAAGGAAGAACAAGAAGAGGAACUGUUUAGUACAUUACCAUAUCAUUACAUGGAGAUUGCACAGUUGCUUCUUGAAAAUGCGUGUGACGAUAUCCCAUCAGCAGACGCUGUCAGAACGUUAAUAAAAGAUCUUCGAGAAACCAGACAGAGCAAAGCACGACAAGGUGUUGCAGCAUUGGGAUCAACAUAUUUGCAGAUGGAUAACAUUGGACUAAUGGAGAUCAACGAGAUUCGUCCUUUCUUCACCAGAGCAUUCCAUGAGAUACAGAAAUUGAAACCAAUCGGCAAUAACAAUCCAGACAACUUCUAUGAACCAACUUCUAGUUCAUAUCUGGCGGAUUCUGGUGGUCCUGGGUUUUGAUGGUGGACUGUCUAUGAGAAGCUCGGCUACUAUUCCCCACACUUCUAGAACCUCACUUCCCCCCCCC
Molecule: messenger RNA, 686 nt
Organism: Lobosporangium transversale
Lineage: Eukaryota; Fungi; Mortierellomycota; Mortierellomycetes; Mortierellales; Mortierellaceae
Product: putative DNA replication complex GINS protein PSF2
Exons: 5
Biological process (GO): double-strand break repair via break-induced replication; DNA replication
Cellular component (GO): GINS complex; nucleus
Source: RefSeq, a predicted model, not a curated record